This is a messenger RNA of Mesocestoides corti, 1746 nucleotides long. The record is from the annotation of a GenBank genome assembly. Lineage: Eukaryota; Metazoa; Platyhelminthes; Cestoda; Cyclophyllidea; Mesocestoididae.
AUGGACAUAAAAAAAUUCCUGAAGUUGAGUGGCCUCGUCUUGGCUCCAGAUGCAUCCGCUUACCUCUUCUCAAAUUUCAAACCGAAGACGGAUGAAGAGAUUAAACGCUUUGUUAGUAAUAUCCUCGCCAACCCCGGUUUGGAGGGGAAUCGCGUCUCGAAGCAAAUUUGCGAAAAGAUUCUUUCAGAAUUUGAAUCGGAGUCGAGUUCGUCAGAAACAUUUAUGUGUCUUAUCGACGCACUCGAUAUUCCUCGUUUCAAGUACUGUCAGAACACAAAGAAGUUUGUACCCUUUCGGCCUUCACUUGAAGAGGAUGUAAACAGUCUCCUCCCUUCCUCUCCUUCGAUAAGGUCAUUUGUUUGUGCCAAUCGAUACGAGGUGGUCUUCCAGCACGUCACCCGAAAUCCUCUUUUCGCGUCGGACGGCAAAGGCUUCAAGCUGCGUCCGGUUGAGUUCCUGCUCUCGAUGGGCGCCAAAGAAACCAGUGUUAUUGUCUUGGGCGUCUUGACCCAGCUUAAAAACGCCCAAUGGUAUCUUGAAGACCCGUCGAAUUUGGUCAAACUCGAUCUCUCGCAAACGCGGUUUCACCAGGGCGUUUUCUCCGAAGGCUCAGUUGUUCUAGCUGAGGGUUGGUACGACGACGAGGUCUUCCACGCCACUGGCAUCGGUCUGCCGCCGGUAGAGCGUGCCGUCGACACCCGACGUUAUUUCAGCGUCUCCAAUCCCUUCGGUGGAGCUAGUUUGGAUGCUCCAGCCGCUUCCAAUGAUCAGCGAAUGAUCCGACUGCUCAAUUCUGCUCAAGAUUCAAUGAUUGUCCUGCUGGGAGAAACGCGGCUGGACGUCCAUGGGUGUCUAGACCACCUCGAGACUGUCUUCAUGGGCUACACCGAGUUCCCUCCGGCUGCGUUCGUCCUCUGUGGCAAUUUCAUCAGUCCGGAUUACGGAACUUACCCCUCCGAUAAGCGUGCUCUGUUGCGGCAGCUUUUCGGUCGACUCACCGAUGCGUUCCUGCGGGCCUACGGCGACGCGGAGUCGCGUGGCUCGCGGCAACCCACCCUCGUGCUUGUCCCAGGCCCCUCCGAUCUCUGUCUCGGCCCGCCUGGGAUCUACCCUCGCCCCUCCCUUGCACCGGACCUCUUCCAAGCUGCCGAUCGAUCGAAACUCCCCGCCUGGCUCCAUCUAGCCUCGAAUCCGAUUCGUUUGCGCCUGUUCACGCGGGAGAUUGUCGUCUUCCGGUACGACUAUGGCCAACUACUCCGUCACUGCGUCCAUCUCCCCAGCACCACAGUCACCGGUCCAACCGGCGCUGAUAUCGGCUCGCUUGACUCGCAACCGGAGUCGACACCCGUGGAUUCGCAGAGCCAAUGUGAGGACUCCGAAGCCAACCAAUCGUCUGCUGCCAAGCUUGGACUUGGCCUCGCGCGUUGUUUGACCAGCCAAGCGCAUCUGACACCCCUGCCGCUGCACUCCAGUCCCGUGUACUGGGCCUACGACCAGAGCCUCUCCUUGAACCCGCUUCCCGACCUCGUUGUGGCCGUGGAACCGAACGCGAUCGCUGACCUAAACGCCGCCAGCGCACCGCCAAGCAGCGACGACAAGUCGCCGGACCCUUUUGGCGGCUGUCAAUUCACCAAUCCCGGCCGGUUUGGGACUGUGAGCACAGCCGGAGCAGGAACCACGGAAUACACGUUUAAGGUUUACUAUCCUAGUUCCCGAGUCGUGGAAGACAGUCGACUGCCGUCCUAG